UUGGUUUUCGGUAUACGGGCUUCUGACUUGCGAAGUCAUCCCAGUCGAGCCGCGGACUUCGCGCGGUAAAGACGUCAACGUCGGCUCCUACCAUUAUUUUAUAUAUCUAUUAUUUUCUUAUUAAUUCUAUUAUAUACUGUAUAUAAACCAAGUUUUAUUAUAUACAGAGUUUUAGUUAAAAAACUAUGUUAGUCUGUGUUUUCAAGAAGAAAGUUUAAAAGGAACCUAACCAACCACCAUGGGAGUCGCAUCAGACGGUUUCACCGGCCAGUGGAGGGCGAAGAUAGCGGCCCUCAGGGAGUCCAGGAAGUUGGUGUUAGUCAUCGUGGCCAUCGCGCUACUCCUUGAUAACAUGCUGCUGACUACUGUCGUGCCAAUAAUACCGGAGUUUCUCUACGACAUCCGACACCCUGACGCUCCCCUCUCGAUGUCUCUGGAGGACAUCACACUAGCCCCUCCCUCCCCCACCCCCUACUGUCCCUGUAUGCAGCCCAACACUACGAGCAUACUGCAGAAUGAGACACAGACAUUAAACCUCACAGCACAGAGGGAGGAGAGGCAUCAAGAGCUGAUCCAUGAGACAGUGGCGGUCGGAGUCAUGUUCGCCAGCAAAGCGCUGGUGCAACUCCUUGCUAACCCGUUCGUUGGACCUCUCACUCAUAAGAUUGGAUACAGCGUGCCUAUGUUCACUGGGUUCAUUCUGAUGUUCCUGUCUACUCUGAUCUUCGCAUUCGGCCGUUCAUACUCAGUGCUCUUCAUCGCCCGGGCGCUGCAGGGCAUCGGGUCCUCAUGUUCCUCCGUCUCCGGCAUGGGCAUGUUGGCUGAGAGGUACCCUGAUGAUAAGGAACGAGGAAACGCAAUGGGUAUCGCCCUAGGUGGACUUGCCUUGGGGGUGCUGAUAGGCCCGCCUUUUGGCGGUCUCAUGUACGAGUUUGUGGGGAAGACCGCACCAUUCUUGAUGUUAUCUGCGUUGGCACUGGGAGAUGGAUUGCUUCAGCUGAUGAUCCUCCAACCAGGAGUGGUGCGCCAGGAGUCGGAGCCACCUUCUCUUAAAGCCCUCGUCUCCGAUCCUUACAUCCUCAUUGCGGCAGGAGCUAUCACCUUUGCUAACGUGGGUAUCGCGAUGCUGGAGCCAAGUCUUCCGAUCUGGAUGGCUGAUACCAUGGAGGCCCGCCGGUGGCAGCAAGGAGUCGCCUUCUUGCCGGCCAGCAUCUGUUACUUGAUCGGUACGAAUCUGUUUGGGCCCCUCGGACACAAGAUGGGACGAUGGUUGGCCGCCUGCUCUGGACUUAUCAUCAUUGGACUGUGUCUUAUUCUGAUCCCAAUGGCUCGCAAACUGGAACACUUGAUAAUCCCCAACGCUGGUCUCGGCUUCGCUAUCGGCAUGGUGGACUCCUCCAUGAUGCCAGAACUUGGCUUCCUGGUGGACAUCCGUCAUGCUGCAGUCUAUGGCUCCGUAUACGCUAUAGGAGACACCGCCUUCUGUCUCGGAUACGCUGUUGGACCCGCACUCUCAGGAGCUCUGAUGAACAGCAUCGGCUUCGAGUGGAUGCUGGUCAUCAUAGCAGUGCUCAACUUCAGCUACGCACCCUGUCUCCUGUUCCUCAGGUCACCACCAGCCAGAGAUGAGAAACAGAGCCUAAUAAUCAGCGACAAGUCAUCCGUACGUUACGUGAGCUAUCAGAACGAAGAAGAAGAAUAAAUAACGCCGCCAUGUUGUCCCGCCAUUUUAAAUCCCGCCAUUUUUUGACGUUUACCAGAGACUCGGGAGUUUCUUUUUAAAUGGAGUUUUAUUAUAACUUUCGUGAGACAUACUAAAUUAAUUAUUGUGUUAUCGGCUUACUGACGUCACUGUUUGACGAGGAACUCGAUUAGUUUCAUGCCAUGCUUUUUUUAAGGAGGGAAAAUCAUCUAAUGACUUCUCUCGCGAAGAAAGGGAGUGUCAGACUCUUACUGACUAAAAACAACCGCGUUCAUACUGCUGAUUUUCUGUCGAAACUCGAGUUUCGCGCCCAUCGCACCCUCUGUCUAGAAUCACGCGCACAUUCUGACGCGCGCCUGUCGCGGAAUGCUGCUCAUGAACAUGAGCCUCUAGCAUGGCUUGAAACUAGUCGAGUUCCUCGUCAAAUAGUUACGUGAAUAAGCCGAUAACAUAAUAAUUAAUAGGGGUUUGCUUAGACGUCAAAGGAGUUGUUAUAGACGAAAAAAAAGUUAAGAUUUUAAAUAUAUUUCUUCUUAUACUGUAGCGUAUUGCCCAAAAAUGUAUAUUUUGAAAUCAUAUCUAAUAUACCUAAUUAUAAUAUACCUGUUAUAUUUUGUGUCUGUCUAUGACUUAUAUAUACAAAUAUUUCUAGAUAUUUUCUCUGUAGAUAAAAUCUUCUGACCAAUUUUGCUCUUUGACCUAAAACUGUAUACUAUUGUCGCUUUUAAUAUUGUCUAUGUAUAAUAUAUGUCUACGUGUAUACUUCAGCGAUUUAAAAAAAUACUUAUAUACAUACCUAGUAUAUAAAGAUAGUAGAGAUUAUUUUCUAUUCCAUAGCCUAAUACAUAUAAUCUUUAAAAUUGAACAAACUUAAAUAACAAUUUUCUUAAAAAUAUACCAAACGAGAAUACUUCUAUUCAAUCUUUUAUAUCCUCGCAAAUACUUCUUCUUAUACGAAAAUAUUAUGUAUUUAUAUAAACCAAGGCGUGUAUUUUAGCUAAUAUAUAAAAAAAUACAAUAAUCAAAUAAAAUGAAAAUGUAUACAAUAAAAUAUGUAGUGAUAUUAAAUGUCGGCUUACACAAUAAUUAUAUACAAUUUUAAUAUAUUAUAAUAUUAUGUAAUAUAUAUACUACAUAAUUUAAUUUUGCAAAGGUGACUUUGACAAUAUUUCUUUCAUAUACAUAUAUAAAAAUGUAUUCAUGACAAUAUAAAAAAUUUAUGCUAAAGAAAAAAUAUUCGUUUCGAUAAUUUUAUAGGAAAAAAAUGUAUUUCUUGUACUGAAAUAAUCAGUACCUAACCAGUAUUUUUAAUAUAAUUUAAUGUCUAGAUUGAAUGUCAUCGUUCGGUUUAAAAUUUCAGGGAUAGAAAGCGUGACAUUACUUACUUAUUUUAGGAUAAUUAUGGUCAAAUAAUCUUGACCAUUUGGCCAAGUGUGGGAGAGCCAUGCUUCGGCACGAAUGGGCCGGCUCGAUCGGAGUCAUACCACGGCCUCAACGAAAACCAUUUUACACAUCAUGGUGUGCUCAAUAGAAAAGAAAACAUUUCAUUUCGAGCAAAUCUAUGAGAAGGCCACGACAUAUGCACGGUUUUAAAUGUAUGACAUGCUUUCUAGACAGGUAAAUUAAAUAAAUACCUAAAAAAACAUUUUUAAAUAUUUUAAUUUGACAAUAAUAAUAUACAUAUACGAAAUAAUCACACAUUUCAUUGGAUGUCGGACCAAAGAGACGUAGAAAUUUCAUUUAUUAUUAUCAUAAUAUCUAAUAAUAAUUAUGAGCUUAAUAAUAAGUCUUGUAAAUAAUGCAAUAAUAAUGUGUUUAAUGACAAUAUAUAUCACAAUAAUAUUGCUUAUUUUAGUGUUUAUUAUAAUAUAUAAAAAAUAUAUUUACUGUUUAGAAAUACCUGUGCUUAGAUAAUAAUAUAACAGUAUCAAGAAUAUAUAUUAGUUAAACUAUAUUAAUAUAACAUCAUAUUAUAACAUGGGACUUAUAACAUAACAGGUGUUAAAUGUGAGUGUCACAUUGCCACGCCUCUGCCUAACUUAUUAGUGAAUAAAAGGCGUGAUGUUAUGUAUAAUUUAAGACCAAAAAACCAACUUAAAUUCGCAUAAUAUGUAACAUUAAUUUAUGCCAUUAUUACCAGUGUUUCUUAUAGUAUAAAAACAAAAUUUAAAUGAACACGGCUAUAAAAAUUUGGCUUCAAUUUAAUAUAAAAUAUAUUACAAUAAAAUUAGUGUAUUGUAAGACGUUUUAUGUAUCAAUAAUAGUUUAAUUUAUUUAAUUAUUUAUUCUUAUUAUUGCGAAUAUGAAUGGUUGUAAAUACUUAGUAUAUAUUAUACAUAUUACAUAUAUAAAUGCUAAUCAUUACGUAUGGAAAUGUUAAAAUUACAUUUCAGACAUAUUAUUUAUUUUAUUUUCAUUACAUCGUAUUUAAAAUCGAAGUAUAGGUUAUAUACCACCUGCUUUUUUAUGUCCUUUUACAAAAAGAAAUAAUCGACUUAAGAAAAUCGGUUAAGAACUAAAAUUUUUAAAAUAACUUUUAUUUCGAAGGUCGGUGUUAAAUAAGAAACCAACACCGACUUUCUUUAGUCAAGCCAGUUAUUUUGUUUUAGCAAAAAGUGUUUUGUAUUUGAAAAACAGGAAUGUUUGUAUCCCUAACACACAAAAACAAUUUGGAAAGUGUUAAAAAACAGGCUGUAUAUAGCAAUAUCUUUACAUUCUCUCAAAUAAUGGCUGUUCUUGAUUAUACUCAUAAAACAUUAUGAAAAUAACAUAUUAUAUUAUUCAAAUAUAUUAUAAUGUAGUACAUGUUUAAUCACAUUAGAUCGCUGUUAUAAAUUCGUAAUAGGUAUUUAUUAAAAAAAAUAAUAUAAUCAUGUUUGAAAGUAGAAUUGUGUUAUAAUAUUCUUGAAUUCGAUGGACAAGUUUCUUCAUUUGUGUCGUUUAAGGACUUGAAUCUAUUAACCCUUUAACUGCCCAGUGAAAUAUCAAAUAGCGUGUGGCUACAAAUCGCAAAAAAAGAUAUCUACACCAAAUAAGAUGAAUAAAUCAACAAUCGUGUGAAUAGAACAAAAGAAAUCAUGUACGUUCUCUGUAGCAACAUACUUAUACGACAAUAGGGAUACGGAUAUAUGCCACAAAUAUGUGACACAGACAGUUCAAAGGUUAAGCAAAAUUAGACACGAGACAUGUUGUUUUACUAUCUACUCGCAUCAUUCGACAACAUGUCGCUAGGGUAUACAGUAUUGAUUUGAACGACAUUUAUAUGUUGCUAGUCACUUUUCCACUUAACAUUACUUGAAGUUUCUCAAACAUCUUUAGCACUAUGACGUUCCCAGUACUUAACUCUGUUUCUCUUAAAAAGUUCAAAGCUAAUACACAGCAGUUGUUAAUGAAUUCGUCGUGAGACCAACAUGUUUCUUAGCCUCAUACUAGCUAUUCUUAAUUCUACGACACACGCAAAGAAAAUUGUGUAUGGCUGCACAAUUAAUCUGUAGAAAAUGUUGAAAUAUGUCCAUUUCAUUCAAUUUCCAAUAAUAAUAAUCACUAUUACAUAAUUAAUAACAAUUUUAUCGUAAAAAAUAUAUUGUAGUAAUUGAAUUAAUAAACGAAACUAUCUAUAUUAAAACAUUUCAAUUUAUCACAUAAAUAAUCGCAUUUUAAAUAAUAAUUAAUGAAAUAUACAUUCAUUUAAUCACAAUAUCUUCCAAUAUUAGACAUUUAAAAGUAGUUAUAAUAUAUUUAUUCAAAUAUAAUUUAAUAAUAAUAUCAAAAUCAUUAUAAUCUAUUUAAAAAUUGAAUCAGGCUUCAUCGUAGGUGUGUUAUUAUUAUUAUAUAGGUAUAUAUAAAUAUUAUUAUAAUAUACUACAUUCAACGAAUAUAUACAUGCAUUAUUAAUGUGUAGUGAUUUAUGAAAUAUUAAUAAUAUGUAGUAAAUAAUAAUGAAACGUAGUAAUAUUUAAUCGUCUGGUAGUAUAUUUUAAUGUAGUGUAGAAUUACAAUCAUUCAUAUUUUAUUUAUAUUUUUGACAAUAGCUGGAUUUGGGUCCUUGACACAACCUAAUGUGUAUUUUUAAAUAAUAAUUUGUCUUGUAAUCCGAUUGGCAAAUGGUUUACAUUGUUUUAAUGUAGUGUCUAUAUGUUUUCAUUGUAAUUAGACAAGUAGUAUUUUUAGAUGUACCUAGUGCGAUUUUUAAAGUUGUAUUUGAAGGUCGUAAUUGUCUUGUUCAUUUAAUAUUUAUGUUACUUUACGCGGGUCAUUAUAUACAUAUAGGUACGUCGUAAAUACUAAAAGGCCGGCAACACACUUGUAACGCCUCUGAUGUUUUGGAUGUCAAUGGGCGACAGCGAUUGCUUACCAUCCAGCUCGUUUGUGUGUACUGAAAACUAAAUAAACAAUUAUCUUUUCCUUAACAAGAUUUUUUCAAAAUAACUUUAAAAAUAACACUUUUGAUAAUAUUAGAAUAAAUAACAAAAUAAUAUUGUUUGUACAAGAGCCUCGAGCUAAAAGUGUAUCGUAGUAAUAAUUUGGGAAACUUUGUAAUAUAAUAUAAUAGUAAUAAUAAAAUAUAUUUAUUAAAAUAUAUACAACAUAUUAAUAUUAAUAAUUGUAAUAUUAUAACCCGGUUAAUAAGCGAUAAAUACACUAGUCGGCCAAAAUAAUAAUUUAGAAAUAAGCUAUGAAAUGUAUUUAGGAUAUAGAUAUUUUAGCGAAUUUAAACAAUGCCAAAAUCGCCAUUUUUAAUUAAAUGUAAGGAAACGCAAUGAUGUAGUACUUUUAGAGUUCGUCCAUGUCCAGAAAAUAUAUAUUUUUUGUGAAUAAUAAUUGCAAAUCGUGUGGUGAUUGUCCAGUCAACUGAUGGUAGCGAGGUUCACUGUCCAGUGACACACGUACGCUGGUAUCGUCAUGAGCUAAUGUCGACAUGUAAACAGUGACUCGUGUAGUGUAGAGAUUGUCCAGUCAACUGAUGGUAGCGAGGUUCACUGUCCAGUGACACACGUACGCUGGUAUCGUCAUGAGCUAAUGUCGACAUGUAAACAGUGACUCGUGUAGUGUAGAGAUUGUCCAGUCAACUGAUGGUAGCGAGGUUCACUGUCCAGUGACACACGUACGCUGGUAUCGUCAUGAGCUAAUGUCGACAUGUAAACAGUGACUCGUGUAGUGUAGAGAUUGUCCAGUCAACUGAUGGUAGCGAGGUUCACUGUCCAGUGACACACGUACGCUGGUAUCGUCAUGAGCUAAUGUCGAUAUAUGUAAACAGUGACUCGUGUAGUGUAGAGAUUGUCCAGUCAACUGAUGGUAGCGAGGUUCACUGUCCAGUGACACACGUACGCUGGUAUCGUCAUGAGCUAAUGUCGACAUGUAAACAGUGACUCGUGUAGUGUAGAGAUUGUCCAGUCAACUGAUGGUAGCGAGGUUCACUGUCCAGUGACACACGUACGCUGGUAUCGUCAUGAGCUAAUGUCGACAUGUAAACAGUGACUCGUGUAGUGUAGAGAUUGUCCAGUCAACUGAUGGUAGCGAGGUUCACUGUCCAGUGACACACGUACGCUGGUAUCGUCAUGAGCUAAUGUCGACAUGUAAACAGUGACUCGUGUAGUGUAGAGAUUGUCCAGUCAACUGAUGGUAGCGAGGUUCACUGUCCAGUGACACACGUACGCUGGUAUCGUCAUGAGCUAAUGUCGACAUGUAAACAGUGACUCGUGUAGUGUAGAGAUUGUCCAGUCAACUGAUGGUAGCGAGGUUCACUGUCCAGUGACACACGUACGCUGGUAUCGUCAUGAGCUAAUGUCGACAUGUAAACAGUGACUCGUGUAGUGUAGAGAUUGUCCAGUCAACUGAUGGUAGCGAGGUUCACUGUCCAGUGACACACGUACGCUGGUAUCGUCAUGAGCUAAUGUCGACAUGUAAACAGUGACUCGUGUAGUGUAGAGAUUGUCCAGUCAACUGAUGGUAGCGAGGUUCACUGUCCAGUGACACACGUACGCUGGUAUCGUCAUGAGCUAAUGUCGACAUGUAAACAGUGACUCGUGUAGUGUAGAUAUUGUCCCGUCAACUGAUGGUAGCGAGGUUCACUGUCCAGUGACACACGUACGCUGGUAUCGUCAUGAGCUAAUGUCGACAUGUAAACAGUAGCUCAUGAGGUGUAGACGGUCUAGUCAGCUAAUCAACUAAAUAGUUGCUUUCAACUAUCGCGCAACUAAAUACCUAUUAUGUAUACAUUUUUAUUUUGUAGUAUUUUAGUACUGAGUUGUUAUUUAGUAUACAGGUAAGAAAAUAAAGACAGAUUCAGUACAGAGACAGUAGCUAUUGUUAUACUAAAUUGUACGCUUUGUAACGAAGCCAUAUCUUUUGUAACUCAGUCGGCGCUAGACAACCAAUGGUUGCUGUCUCUGUACUGAAUCUAUCUUUAUUUUAUUACCUGCAUACUAAAUAACUUGGCUGAAUGUAUAUAAAAGCAAAAUUAUUGUAAUUGCAUAUCACUGUAUUCAUCUCGACACGAAACCUUGUAUUGCAAAUAUUUUCACAAAUUAACACAAAUAGGUAUCUAAUCAGUGCCGGCGUACUGCACUGUAUCUAAUCUACAUCUACAUUUAGAAACAAAGAGUUUUCUUUAUAUAAAAUCUAUUGAUGUUACUUUUACAAUGAAAAUUGACAGUAUUAAUUAUUAUGUGUACCUACUUAAUUCAUUUAAAUCGUUUUUUGUUUAUAGGUAUUUUUUUAUAUAAUUGUGAAGUCAAAGGUAAUAUUUUUUUAAUUACAGUUUCAUUUGAUUACUUUUUACGGCAAAAGGAUGAGUGACAACAUAAAAAUCUAGUCUCAGUCAAUCUAGCUUUAAGAUAUUACCCAGGGGCCUUAGUCUGCUAUUACAAUUGUGUCAGAAUGGUCGAUCACUGAGCAGUGCAAGAGGGACGGAGCUAUGUAGGUUGUAUAGUUCCGUCCCUCUUGCACAGAUCGACCAUUCUGACACAAUUGUAAUAGCAGACUAAGGCCCCAGUACGCAUCGCAUGUAGGCAUUGCCGAUGAUGCGGUCCGUACGAUGCGGAUCAGUGGACGCAGUUGUAUGAGUUUCUAUACAAGACAAACUAAAAUCCGUUGCGUGCGAUGCGUACGAUGCGGGCCUGUGGAUCCUUACUUUAAAUGAUAAACAAUUUUUAAAUAUGGCCGACAAUAAGCUGUCGUGUUCAUAAUAUUCCUAAAUAUUGUCACAAUAAUUUUAAAGCGUACAAUUUCGUAGAUUUUCUACUUUAUUUGCUAAGUCUAAGAUGUUUUUCGACUGUUUUUCUACGAAUUUUAAUUAUUACAGUUGCGGGAUUUGCUUGCUGUAGAUACAACUAGAUAACAAUCGUUAGCAAGUCGCUCACCUAGUAAUAUAUUGGCACAUCUGCAAAAAAUGCGAAAUUGACUUUAUAUGGUUUACGUGUUUAAAAGUGCAUAUUAAUCUAUUUAUUUCCAUAUUCAUCGAGAGAGGUCGUAAGUGUCAUUAUACUACAUUAUUAUAGUUUCACACACAUAAAACAACGGUUCAUUGGUCAGUAAACUAAAAACUAAACAAGUCAGGUAAACUAUGAAAACCGUAAAUGUGCCAAUAUUUUACUAGGUGUGCGAAAUAUUAGUUUUUGACAAAUGCAGUAAAAUGUAGGCAGCUUAUUUUAUUUGCAAUAUCGAAUAUAGUUCUGUUCUAAAAGAUUUUACAGAAAUUCGAAUUCAAUAUGGUACUUUUUAAAUGCGAUAAAUCGACCAAAAGAAUCAUUAUAAUUGGGACUCACUACAAGCAAUUUAUAUCCGAAUACUCAAACGCUACUCAAUUUGAAGACGCUCUCAAAACUAGUUCUGUUACUAUCAAUUCUUUAUAAAAUGACAGAGAUAGCACGAUAUUUAAGUACAGCUUAAAAUUGAGUAGCGUUUCAGUAUUUGAGCGUUAGUCUCAAAUAUAAAUCUUAAAAUAAUCAGGUUUUCCUUAAAUGCUAAAGUCUAUUUAAAUUCCUAAGUUAACUUGGUUUUGUUUAACUGUGAUAGGUUACCUAUUUUUAUGUAUAAAAUAUCUAUGGGCCCAAACUAUACAUACCUACCUAAUAAUUUGGUCAAGAAUUGUCUACUUUUCAACAUAAAGUAAAAAUUAAACUCAUUAGUUUACUAAAUUAACUAAAAAAUCACGGUUUUCUCACGUACAUUAUUUGAGAAAAGCUCUACUACUUUCGAGUCACAGAGGGACUCUUCAUCAUGAGUAGCGUGCUUAUAUGUGUUUUUUAGUUAAUUUAGUAUGUCUCACUAGUUUACUUGUCACUUUCAAUAUUAUAAAGCAAUUUUCUGCAAUUUAAAGUGAGAGAACUUAUAGCUAAUUAUUUUUAAUUAUACUGUUUUUUUUUUUAAUACAAAAGAGAUUGAGAGAAUGUUUAUUUAGUCUACGCUUAUCUGUUUAAUCUGUUUUCUUACUAUAUAAUCUGUGAUGAUUGACAUUUUGAAACGUCAAACAAAAAAUGGAGGUUAAAUAAAUAUUUUUACUUAAUAAAAAAUGGAUUCACGAUAUUUAAAGUUAACUUAUAAUAUAGAAACGAGAUGAAAUGUUUUUAUAAAUUGCUAUGAGCACAAGUUUAUGUAUUGAUAAAAUAAAUAAAUAUGAGAAUGCUGUA
Messenger RNA from Spodoptera frugiperda (fall armyworm), 10332 nucleotides. RefSeq names its product synaptic vesicular amine transporter (gene Vmat). Gene Ontology annotation, molecular function: serotonin:sodium:chloride symporter activity. Bases 239 to 1702 code for a protein of 487 amino acids. The record is from RefSeq and is a predicted model, not a curated record. The transcript is spliced from 20 exons. NCBI's taxonomy places the organism in Eukaryota, Metazoa, Arthropoda, Insecta, Lepidoptera, Noctuidae. Gene Ontology annotation, cellular component: terminal bouton; synaptic vesicle membrane. Gene Ontology annotation, biological process: aminergic neurotransmitter loading into synaptic vesicle; transmembrane transport.